Sphaerulina musiva SO2202 is the source of this 1467-nucleotide messenger RNA. RefSeq lists its product as uncharacterized. Bases 1 to 1467 code for a protein of 488 amino acids. The record is from RefSeq and is a predicted model, not a curated record. The transcript has a single exon. NCBI's taxonomy places the organism in Eukaryota, Fungi, Ascomycota, Dothideomycetes, Mycosphaerellales, Mycosphaerellaceae.
AUGGCCCAUCAGAACUUCGGUUCGUUCGGGCGGCCGGCAGAUGAACUCGCCAUCGACCCCUGCCUCCUCAACUCAGGCUACAACACCGAUACGUCCAUGGCCAGCAGUCGACCCCAAGUUCCCCUUCAAUCCUCCACGAAGCCAACUUCAGCACCUCUUGAAGGUGUCACAUACUCGUUCCGCACGGACAUUGGCUGGCACAUCCCCGUCAAACACGAGUCAAACUUCUACCAUCCCGAAGUAGGCUACUACGUUGGAACCCCUGUCCCAUCUUGGAUAGUGACUGCUGCUACUGCUCCUGUGCCCGCCCCUACGACCACCCCUACGUUCGCUCCUGCACCCGCUCCUGCACCCGCCCUUGCGCCCGAAUUUGCACCCGCUCCCGCCGUGACAGCCUUCGACGAGCAGCAAUACGUAGACUUCCAGGCCUACACGGAUCUCAAUGCGCAUCAUUAUCCGGAGCCCAAUGCAUCAGGAUCUACAGGGCCAUAUGUGCAAAGCACCUACCCAGUAGGUCAAGAAGUCUACGAUGUCGAUUACUACUCUGGCCUGGAUCUCGACCAGCUCUUCCCACCGUCCACUUCCUCAAAUCAGCCAGCAGAGCGCCGGCCUCUGACUUCACGCAGCGAAGCCCGUAACAAAAGACGUAUCGCAGCAAGCGAUCGUGCCCUUCGUCGCCGUGAGAAGAGGAGCCCCGAUCAAUACACGCCUCGACGCUCUUCCAUCAUCCAAGCCUGUAUCUGCCAUCCAGUAGCCGCAACGUUCGAAAAGGUGAAACGACCCGCAAACUCUUUCAUCAACUUCCGCUCAGUGAGAACUUUGCCACCUGCACUCCUCGCACUGCUGCCCAAGAAAGAGCAAGAUGAAUUCAAGAGUAGAGGCAGACUUACAAUUCUACAAGCGAAGUUCCUGUGGGAUACAAUGAAGCAACGACCGGAAUUGGCUGGGAUCAAGGAGUAUUACGACAAGCAAGCAGAAGAUAUUGCUGCACAACACAAGGCACAGUAUCCCGACUGGAAAUUCCAGCCAAAAACUCAGGUCACACUCGACUUCGGCGACGAGAACUGCAAGUGCGGAGCGUGGACUGUCAACAUGGAGGAGAGAGAACGGAGGAAGAACGGAGCCUGUGGGGAGACGAGCCCUUAUCAUGCUCACAAUGCGGGCAGGAGCAGGAGCAUUCGUGCUCAGCGCAAAUACCACGACAUCGAUGAGGAGCCAGAAGACAGCGAGUCCGAGAGCGAACUUUCGGAACCGCCCUUCGAUCUCGAAGGUGAAGUAAUGCCGACUCCUCGCAACACGCACCGAUUGAACGACCGCUUGAACUCGCAGCUCAAUCGGGCUGAUCGACACAGGAUGUCCCCAUCCCCAACUCCGUUCGCGACGCCUUCACGACGAGCGCCUAGUCGACGUGCUCACAAGCAUGUCAACUAUGUUCUAGACGAAGAGUCCGACGAGGAUCUGGAGUGA